CAAAAGAUGGCAACGCACAUCGGAUGAGAACACGGACGAUAAAACGGUGGACUGCGUCAGAUUCAAUACUCACCUAGCUCAACUCCCCCUAAGCUCUCUACAGAAAAAUGUCAGGACACCCAAACCAUCCUCCCGGCUACGGCUACGGCUACGGCGCGCCGCCUGGAAGCCAACCCUAUGGCUCCUCACCCUACGGGGCACCCCCACCACAGGGCCAAGCCACCCCCUAUGGCGCGCCACCUCCACCGCAACACCAACCACAGCCACACGGCCAGUCCCCCUACGUCCCCGUGGCCCAACCCUACGGCGCAGCCCCCCCGGCCCAACCCUACGGCGCCGCCCCCCAGGCCUCGCCCUACGACUACAAGCCCCCCAAGGAACAAGCUUCCUCCGCCGCCUCUGGAUAUCACCCAUCGGCGCCGAACUAUUCCAGCCCGUUCGCUGCACUGGUGCCCUCCACCUUUCCUCCCGGCACCGAUCCCAACGUAGUCGCUUGCUUCCAGAUUGCUGACCAAGAUGGCAGCGGGAUUAUCGACGAUAAGGAGUUGCAGAGGGCGCUGUCUUCUUACAAUCAGAGCUUCAGCUUGAGGACCGUCCAUCUUCUCAUGUACCUCUUCACCAAUUCCAACGCCAGGAAAAUCGGACCUAAGGAGUUCACUGCAGUGUUUUACAGUCUUCAGAGUUGGAGGGACAUUUUUGAGAGAUUUGAUAGGGACAGGAGUGGCAAGAUUGAUACUUCUGAGUUGCGAGAGGCACUUCAGAGUCUGGGAUUUGCUGUCUCACCGCUGAUUUUGGAUCUUCUUGUCUCUAAGUUUGAUAAAACUGGAGGCACAAGCAAGGCCAUUGAAUAUGAUCAUUUCAUCGAGUGCUGUCUAACAGUUAAGGGACUAACUGAGAAAUUCAAGGAGAAAGACAAAGCAUACUCUGGUUCAGCAAGUUUCACUUAUGAGUCCUUCAUGCUGACUGUUCUGCCCUUCCUGAUUGCAUAGGAUGUUGAUGGUUUUUGGAUUGGUUUGAUGUAAUAACCAGUGUCUUUAGUGUGUUUCACUGCAACUGAUAUUUGCUUUAAAUUUCCAGCUUUAGUAAAAGCUCUAUAUCUUUCUGUACAUUGGUAAAAGUCUUGUAUUAGAGUUGUUGUGACUGCAAUUUGCUGACAGAUUUCUCAAUGCAUAGCUCUUUCCCAUUUUGCUA
Messenger RNA from Carya illinoinensis, 1191 nucleotides. Its product is annotated as calcium-binding protein CBP-like. The record is from RefSeq and is a predicted model, not a curated record. NCBI's taxonomy places the organism in Eukaryota, Viridiplantae, Streptophyta, Magnoliopsida, Fagales, Juglandaceae. The transcript has 5 exons. Gene Ontology annotation, molecular function: calcium ion binding. Bases 108 to 989 code for a protein of 293 amino acids.